Bipolaris sorokiniana ND90Pr is the source of this 1371-nucleotide messenger RNA. RefSeq lists its product as uncharacterized. Lineage: Eukaryota; Fungi; Ascomycota; Dothideomycetes; Pleosporales; Pleosporaceae. The annotation marks the transcript as partial. The transcript is spliced from 3 exons. Gene Ontology annotation, molecular function: aspartic-type endopeptidase activity. Gene Ontology annotation, cellular component: fungal-type vacuole. The record is from RefSeq and is a predicted model, not a curated record. Gene Ontology annotation, biological process: proteolysis.
GCUCCGCGUGCAGCUGCAACGGCUGCCCCAAUCUCAUUUGCGCCAUCCCAAUAUUUCGAAGGGAAUGAUGGAAAAUGGUCCACAUUUGUAGUGCGAGUUGGCACACCCGAGCAGAGCUUUCGUGUCCUGCCAUCUACGGUCUCUAGUGAGACAUUCCUCCCAAUGGCCGGUGCUUGCAAAGAUGACGAACACAUGAGCACGGUCGGUUUAGCUCCUAAAGACUGUGCCUUUUCGCGUGGUGCGGAGUUUUACCAGGGCCGAACGAACAAUGGCUUCCAGGCCGAUCUGUCCAGCACAUGGCACGAGAUUGGUAUCUACCAAACAACGAACCGCGAAGAGCUGGGUUACAAUGCGUCUGGUCUCUACGGUCUAGAUACCUUGGGGCUGAUGAUCGCGAAUUCCGGAGGACCCACUUUAGAAAAUCAAACGAUCGGUGCUGUGGUGAAUCCGCGUUUAUGGGUUGGAAGGUUAGGGAUGGACAUAAAGCCUAGCAAUUUUUCAGAUUUUGCGAAUCCGCAACGAAGUCUGAUAAAAACUCUGCAUGAGGAAGGUUAUAUACCAAGUCUGAGUUAUGGCUAUACAGCUGGCGCAUACUACAAACAACCGAACGUCUAUGGGAGCUUGACUUAUGGUGGCUAUGACCAGUCACGAUUCGUUCCCAACGGUGUCAUGUUUCCCUUUGAUGCCAAUGAUAGUCGCAAACCUAGUCUGAAGAUACAGACAAUAAUAGGGCAAAACCUGUCUGGUGAGACAAUCAGUCUCCAGGAAGGGGUCGUGCCAUAUAUGCUGGUCGACUUUGCAGAGCCACACAUAUGGUUGCCAGUGUCGACCUGUGAGCAGUUUGCACAGGCUUUCAACUUGACAUACGACAAUAGUACUGACCUGUACUUGGUCGACUCUUCAACUCACGCAAAGCUCGUGGAGCAAAAUCCAACCAUCACCUUUGGACUUGGUCAAACAGCAUCCGACCUCUCAGGCCGGGUCAACAUAGUGCUGCCCUAUAGCGCAUUUGAUCAGCAGGCUUCUUACCCCAUAUAUGAGAAUGCAACCAACUAUUUUCCGAUACGAAGGGCAUAUAACGAGACUCAGUACACCUUGGGACGUACCUUCUUCCAAGAAGCGUAUAUAAAGAUUGAUUAUGAUCGAGGGAAUUUCUCUAUUCAUCAAGCGCUGUUUCCAACAUCCGGAGCCAAACAGGAAGUCGUCCCAGUGUUCAGUCCAACUGAGAUAUCGCACCUCCAAGGCCAAAGACCACUGAGUAAAGGUGCGAUAGCGGGAAUAGCAAUAGGCAGCAUACUCCUGUUAGCAAUUGCAUCAUUUUUGGGACUCUGGGUUUGUCGGAAGAGGAGGAAGACAAAAGCGUCACAACAG